This is a messenger RNA of Protomyces lactucae-debilis, 1770 nucleotides long. Its product is annotated as Mechanosensitive ion channel-domain-containing protein. Lineage: Eukaryota; Fungi; Ascomycota; Taphrinomycetes; Taphrinales; Protomycetaceae. Gene Ontology annotation, molecular function: calcium ion binding; calcium channel activity. The annotation marks the transcript as partial. Gene Ontology annotation, biological process: calcium ion transmembrane transport; intracellular calcium ion homeostasis. The record is from RefSeq and is a predicted model, not a curated record. The transcript has a single exon. Gene Ontology annotation, cellular component: membrane.
GUCACACGCGCGGGUAAACUCUACCAGAAAAUCAUGUCUAUUGGUUUCAUUACUCGCUGGCUCUUGUUUAUGGUCCCUGUCGCCAUUCUACUAGCUAUCCCCAUCAUUGUCGGCGCUUUCAAUCGCGCAGAAAUUGCGGGUGUUCGAAUUCUUUGGUUCUUUCUAUGGAUUGAAGUCGUCUGGCUCGGUCUCUGGGUAGCCAAACUCGUUGCACGACUGCUGCCGUACAUUUUUCGCUCUGUUGUUGGUGUGGUGUCUGUCUCUACGGCAAAGUAUGCGACUCUCAUCAAAGCACUUGACGCGCCCCUGACGUUUCUCUUCUGGAGCGUCAUUUGCGUUGCGACAUUUCUGCCCAUCAUGACGCAGAAUCCAGAUAAUCGCAAGGAGCCAGGCGGUACAAAGCCAUGGGAAUCCAUCAUGGCAAAAUUGCUGACAGCUGCCGUGUUGGCCAGUGCCGUGUACCUCGGUGAAAAGAUCCUCAUUCAACUCAUUGCUGUACACUUCCACAAAGUCCAAUACGAGAUGCGCAUCACGGAAAAUAAAUGGGCCGUCAAUAUGUUUACAAAGUUGCUGGAACACUCUCGCACCAUGUUCCCGCGAUUUGGCGGCGACUUUGAUGAAGAAGAUGCAGUCCUGGAGCCAGGCGCUUUUAGUGGACUUCGCACCAAAGCUGGCCGAAAACAAUCGACGCCUGGAACGCCUGGUGGAACUGUGACGCCCAUGCAAUUUGUCAAUGGCGCACGACGUGUUUUGCAAGUCGGCGCAGGUGUACUCGGUGGAGUUGCGGGUGAAGUCACUGGCAAAGGAUACAAUCAGGCCGGCUCACCCUAUCAGAUUGUCGUUGAAGCUCUGCUCACUAAGAAUGCAAGCGAAGCAUUGGCAAGGCGUAUCUGGCUCUCUUUUGUACAAGAGGGCAAUGAAGCGUUACUGCCGGAAGACAUGAUUGAUGUCUUUGACAGCGCUGAGAAGGAUGCAGCUGAGGCAGCCUUUACCUUCUUUGACGAUGACUACAACGGCGAUGUCUCACUGGACGAAAUCAUCAUGAAGAUCCAUGAAGUCGCGCGCGAACGCAAGGCCAUCUCAUCCAGUCUCAAGGACACCGACUCUGCUAUUGGCAAGCUGGACAAUGUCUUUUGCUUGAUUGUCUUUGUCAUUGCCAUCUUCAUCCUAAUUGCACUUCUCGACACGAGCUUCAAGACGAUCUUGACGACUUCUGCCACUGGACUCUUGUCGCUCUCUUUCAUCUUUGGUGCCACUUGCCAGGAGAUUGUGGCGUCUCUCAUCUUUGUAUUUGUCAAGCAUCCAUUCGACGUUGCAGACCGAUGCAUCAUCAGCGGCAACACCUACAUCGUUCAGGAAAUGUCCCUCAUGUUUACCAUUCUCAAGCGUGGCGACGGAACACAGGUGCAGGCACCGAAUUCCCUCCUCAACACGCUCUUUAUCGAUAAUGUCCGUCGUUCAGCUGCGAUGCUCGAAACCGUCAAGAUUGACGUCGACUUUGCAACGUCAUUUGAGCAGAUUGAACUGCUGCGUCUGGAGAUGCUCGACUUUGUCCGCCACGAAUCGCGCGACUUUCACAAUGCUUUUGACAUUUCGAUUGACAACUUCGCUGGACUGUCUAAAAUGACCAUCUCUAUGGCAAUCAAGCACAAGAGCAACUGGCAGAAUGACGCUUUGCGCUGUCAACGACGCAAUAAGUGGAUGUGUGCGCUUGCACUCGCCAUCAAGAAGCUCAAUAUUGUCUCUGCUGGCCCUGGCGCUGGCGAUUCA